Messenger RNA from Colletotrichum lupini, 1080 nucleotides. RefSeq lists its product as uncharacterized. The record is from RefSeq and is a predicted model, not a curated record. Lineage: Eukaryota; Fungi; Ascomycota; Sordariomycetes; Glomerellales; Glomerellaceae. Bases 1 to 1080 code for a protein of 359 amino acids. The transcript has 7 exons.
AUGAGGAAACGAGGGGGGUUGUGUUCGUCAGAUUGGAAAACGAACAAAGCCACGAGCGUUUGGUGGCUUUCUCUCACCCGUCGAUCCCCUCUGUACGGAAAUAUCGGAGGUAUCACAAGAAUCUUACACGCAGCGGCCCUGCAAGCUAUUAGCGUGGCGGGGAAAUGGGGUUGGUGGUUCGAAGCUCCUACGGGUUGCCCGAUUCGGAAAUGGGGACGUAUCAUGUUUGAAUUUGAGCUCAUCGUCCAUGCCCGUAAAAUGACUUUCAGAAGGAACUUCGUGAGGGACCGUCUUGGAAUACGAGUGCGGGUUAGUGCAAGCGGAGGAAGAGUAACACUGCAGAGGGGCCGAUCCGGAGAUACCCACACGCGCCGCUUCUCCGCCCGGCCGCCGGUGCCCCCGCCCGCAUUUCUCAGUGCCAUUGAGCCAAUCGCCUCCGACACCUUUCCUUGGCUCGUAUUCCUCCCGGGCCUAUGGCGCCGGGCCGGAUUAUCAAUGUCCAUCCUGAUGCCAACAGCUCUAAGCGUUACUGUUCACGCAAUACAUGUUGUGCAGUUAACACGCUGCUCGGAUACUAUCUGGCCUCUAGAUGAUGGCUUUCCCCUUGUCCCAUACGGACUUAAGAUGGAGGGACCCAUUCAAGAGAAGAAGACGAUAGUGGAUGGCUACUUGUUCAGAAUGCAUACAAUCCAUUGUUUCCACGCGAGGUAUGGCACCUCUACCAGUCAGUACUGCGUAAAGGUACAUCACCUUGCGAACUUGAAGUCCAAUGACGCCAUUGUAACCCAAAUUGCGCAGAGUCAUUAUCCUCUGCCCCGUGCCCCCUCACUGGGCCCCAUGGCAACGGAUCCAACGCUGUGCGAUAAGCACCUCUUCUGCCUGCUUAGGCUCAUUCGCCGGAGCCAAUCGAAGCUUCCGGCGGGUCGCAGAUCCGCUCGGUUCCAGCUGCCCCGUGCCUCUCGUUCCUGCGCCUGCCGUGUUGUGCCUGUGACCGACUCGGACGGGAAGCUCCAGCUGAGGUGUCUUCAACGGCCAACCUCUACGAUUCCCACUCCGCCUCUUUCUACCUUGUCACCUUGA